AUGAUCGGAUUCGCAGCAGGCGCUGGUUUCCUCCUUUUCGGUUAUGACCAAGGUGUCAUGGGUGGCUUGCUUACGCUGCCAUCCUUCGUGGAGCACUUUCCCGAGAUCGACACGACCAAACGGGGCACAACAGCUACUUCGGCCGAAAGCACUCUCCAAGGUCUCACUAUUGGUCUCUACGAAAUCGGUUGCUUCUUGGGCGCGGUCUCCUGUCUCUGGCUUGGCGACAUGCUCGGUCGUCGUGCAAUCAUCUGGAUCGGUACUAUUUGGAUGAUCAUCGGCGCCAUCAUCCAGGCUGCUGCUCCCAACAUUGGUGCUCUCAUUGCUGGCCGUAUCAUUGGUGGUGUAGGUAACGGUAUGCAUACUGCUACCAUUCCUAUGUGGCAGUCUGAAUGCUCGCCCCCUCACAAGCGUGGCAUGCUCGUCAUGGUGGAAGGUGCCCUCAUCACGGGUGGAAUCUGCAUGGCAUACUGGAUCGAUUUCGCCUUUUUCUGGCUCGACCCCGACGUGGCUGAAGGCAACCCCAACGCGCCCCGCAGCACUUCAAGUGUGGCAUGGCGUAUGCCCAUCGCUUUCCAGAUCGUCCUCUGCAUUCCUACCCUCGUCACCAUUUGGAUGCCCGAAUCUCCUCGUUGGUUGCUACUCAAAGGUCGCGAGGAAGAGGCCCGUUCUGUCAUGGCAUCCCUCGAGGAAUUGCCUCUGGACGACCCAGAGAUUGACCUCAAGGUUCAAGAGAUCAAGGAGUCGAUCGAAGAAGCUAGCGGUGCUGGCGUCAAGGAUCUCUUCAAGCAGGGACCAGAGCGCAAUUUCCACAGAACCGUGCUCGGCUUCAUUAUUCAAAUGUUCCAACAGAUUUCUGGUAUCAACCUCAUCACCUAUUACGCCGCCACGAUUUUCGAACAGAACAUCGGGAUGAGCCCAUUGGUCUCGCGUCUCGUCGCCGCCGCCAACGGUACAGAGUACUUUGCCGCCUCAUGGGUCGCCGUCUUCACCAUCGAGAAGUUUGGUCGUCGUAAGCUUAUGCUGUUCGGUGCCGCCGGUAUGUCUAUCAGCAUGGCCAUUCUUGCCGCGAUGACAGCGCCUGGCGUCACAGGAGAGUACACGGUUGGCGAAGGACCAGAUGCUGUCACGAUCGUCCCCAGACAGGCUCCAGGCUAUGUCGCCGCCGUCUUCCUGUUCAUCUUCAACACCUUCUUCGCCAUCGGGUGGCUUGGCAUGACUUGGCUCUACCCUGCCGAGAUUACUCCUCUCUCCAUCCGAGCCGCUGCAAAUGGUGUAUCCACGAGUGCGAACUGGCUCUUCAACUUCCUCGUCGUCCUCAUCACGCCUAUCGCCUUCGAUAGCAUCGCGUACAAGACGUAUUUGAUCUUCAUGUGCACCAACUUUGCCAUUUUCGUCACUACGUUCCUGAUUUUCCCCGAGACCAAGUCCAGAAGUCUGGAGGAGAUGGACGCCAUCUUUGCCAAGUCUUCCUACAUCAACCCCUACGAUGUUGUCCUUCAAGAGCAAAAGACUGCUCGCCGCUACGACGAGCACGGUCGACCGGUCGCGCUCGAUUCCAUUCUGGCAGAAGCGGGACAGGUCAACGAGUCAGCGGAGAAGAAGUAUGGCAACCAAGAUCUUACUCGAGACGCUUCCGGUUCCGAGAGCCAUUGA
Molecule: messenger RNA, 1656 nt
Organism: Ceraceosorus guamensis
Lineage: Eukaryota; Fungi; Basidiomycota; Exobasidiomycetes; Ceraceosorales; Ceraceosoraceae
Product: general substrate transporter
Exons: 4
Coding region: 1-1656 (551 amino acids)
Biological process (GO): carbohydrate transport; transmembrane transport
Cellular component (GO): membrane
Molecular function (GO): carbohydrate:proton symporter activity
Source: RefSeq, a predicted model, not a curated record